CUUUCUUUCUUUAAAUGCCUACUUUGGAUUCUUGUCCGUUUCCUUAGACCACAAGAAAUUCUCUUCAUUUGUACAAGAAAAGCCUUACGCCGAUGUAAGCAAAUAUUAAUUGUGAGAGUUGGGAGAUUAGGUUUUUACAGCCAAAAUGUCAGCAGAUAUUCUUCAGUUUUUGAAGAACAAAUUCAUGGAUGAAUUGGAAGAAGCAGAGGAGGAACACCCUCCACCUCAUGACAUCCCCCUCCAUUCUUAUUUUCUACAAAUUCGAGAGGUUCUGAAAGCUAAAAGCAUCAAGCCGUCGACAGGAAUGAAGGAUUGUCUUUACGACCUCAGCAUUGCAUUGACCGACUGCGUGCUCUUCCUGGAGAAGCGCAAAAUGAAAAUCAAAAAGGAUUCCUCACAAGGGCAAGAGCAAGAGCAAGGGCAGGGGCAAGGGCAAGGGCAAGAGCAAGGGCAAGGGCAAGGGCAAGGGCAAGGGCAAGGGCAAAGGCAAGGCCACUACUCUCUGCCUGAGCUAUGGUUUCUGUGCAAAACAAAAAGGAAGCUGAUUCACAUCAAGAAAAAGCUGUUUGUUGCUACAAGCCACCCAGUAGUACCAGAGCAGACUUCCCUUUCUGCCGUCACGGAUGUAGCCACAACUUCUUCUUCUUCUGGCUCUUUAUCAUUUGAUGGACCAAUGAUAUACGGUUAUAGUGAAUCUUACUUUAGAGACCAAGUCAAAAAUAUAGAAAAAUUGGUUCUGGGUACAAGUGAAUUGGAUGAAGAAGGAUUUAGUAAGGAAAUUGGAAUUGUGGGGAUUGGGGGUUGCGGUAAGACCCUUGUGGUCCGAAUGGUUUUCGACCGAAGUCGUAUGGCCCAAAGAAUUUGGAUCAAUUUACAAGCGAUACAAAAAGGAGAAAUAGAUUUUAAGAAGAUUCUCAAGGCUAUGCUGAAGCAGUGUGAUGAUGGGCAAAGAGAUUUUGUGGAUGGUAGUGUGGAGGUGGAGGAGGAGGAGCUAUUGGAGGCCCUCUGCAAAGCAUUGUGGAGUAAGAGUUAUUUAUUAGUGUUUGAUGGAAUUUGGGAUAUCAACCUGGACUGGUACUUCAGGUUAAAGGAGAGACUCCAGUGGUGUAACAAAUCAAAUCAGAGCAGAAUCAUCAUCAUUACAACCAGACUCCAUGGCGUGGCUAAGAGGAUGGUUGGGCCCAAUAAUUUAUAUCGUAUGCAGCCCUUGUCCAAUGAGGUUAUUUGGGACCUCAUUACGUGGACUGCAAGUUCUCUUCCUCCGGAGCAUCCCAUUGUGGUGAAAAUGAAGGAUGAAAUGAUAUACCAUUCUCAUGGUCUCCCGUUAGCUGCAACAACGUUCUACUCUAUUAUGGAGAACCGAACCUAUGGAGGGGAUUGGGAUGACAUACAUGAGUUAGUACGAGAAAGGAAACUAGUAUUUUAUGUAAUGAUCAACCCCAAAGACGAUGCCAAUCAGGGGAACGAUUUGCUCCUAUCUCUUCGUAGCAUCUGGGGCACAGAAUCAUUGGUUCCUGACAUUUCAGAGGUUGUUCCUCAAUUCCCAUUACAUCACAUUCAAAAGGCUUUCGGAUUGAGAAGUGAGUCUGAGGUUGUAGACAGAAUGAGGAUAUUGGUUUUUGGUGGUGAUGUUACAACAAAUCGGGUUUUACAAGCAGUUUGUGAUAUGGAACUCCAUCCGACACCGCCAAUUGGUGUGAUGCCUUUGGGAACACAAGUUAACAUUUCAAUUUCUCUUGGAUGGGGAAAUCAACUUUCUGAUACAGAUUCUAGGCCUGUAUUUUACCUUCCUAAAUUAUAUGAUGCUGAAGAGAUAUUGAUAGACAGUUGGAAUUUUGUAGUGAGGACAUCAAUUCCAAAUUGUCUUGAGAUACCGAAUACUCUUCAUGUUCGACAUGUUUCCGAAGACAACUUAUUACACAUGGGAGGUGACAAAGAUCUUUGUGGAAGAUUUUGGAACUAUCUUAUAAUAGGGUUGGAUGCUCAAGAAUUGUUUGAUGCUUCUCACUUUAAAUCUUGGCCAAGGAACAUUGCUCUACCUAUAAGUGUUAAAAUCAAGGAUCACCAACAUCAAUGGAAGAAAUUAAACUUACCUCAAAGCAUAAGGUCAAUUGUUUGUCUUAACAUGCCUAGCUUCCCUGGUGGACUAGACCCUUGGGGCAAACCAAAUUUUAGGAGAAAAAAAGAGAGAAACUUUACAUCAUCUUUUGUAGACGAUGAACUUCUUGAGAUAAUUGGAUUUAGAGAUUCAUGGCAUGGGGAAAUUUUUCUUCCUUUGAAUGACCAUGGGACUCGUCUUGCACAGGCACACCAAAUUCGCUUUGAGCUUCACAAAGGGGUAGCUAAGCAUAUUGACAUGAAUUUUGAUGGGACAAGAUGGAAACAACCUACCCCUAUUGGUGAUGACAACUUCCUGAUUGAAAUCUCUUAUUCAUGUAAAACCAAAAUGCUUGCAACUUCAGCUUCAAAAUGCAAACACAAAUCUAAGUCCUACUCCAAUUAAAUCUUUUCAACAGGGUUGAAAUCUUCAGUGAGGUUUUCAUGCUAAACCUUUAUAUGAGGAUAACAUGAUAAAAACUUUAUAUGUAUAUAUAUAAAGCCAAAAAUAUUUGAUGGGUGGA
Vitis vinifera (wine grape) is the source of this 2621-nucleotide messenger RNA. RefSeq lists its product as uncharacterized. Lineage: Eukaryota; Viridiplantae; Streptophyta; Magnoliopsida; Vitales; Vitaceae. The record is from RefSeq and is a predicted model, not a curated record. The transcript has 12 exons. Gene Ontology annotation, molecular function: ADP binding; ATP-dependent diacylglycerol kinase activity. Bases 146 to 2503 code for a protein of 785 amino acids.